Messenger RNA from Oryza sativa Japonica Group (Japanese rice), 2155 nucleotides. RefSeq names its product L-ascorbate oxidase homolog. Lineage: Eukaryota; Viridiplantae; Streptophyta; Magnoliopsida; Poales; Poaceae. Gene Ontology annotation, molecular function: oxidoreductase activity; copper ion binding. The record is from RefSeq and is a predicted model, not a curated record.
ACUCCGAAGCUUCCCGGUUGACGACCUCUCCGGUCUCCCCCCUCACCCCACCGCAACCCGGGACGUCUUCCAUGGCCGCCGCCGCCGCCGCCCCCGCCUACUAAACCACCCUACCCACCCCCUCCAAACUCCCACACAUUACAUCCUUCAAAGAGAGCAUCACACACACACACACACCAGCCUAGCGAUCACAUUUCCACGAUGACGACGACGACGCGAGUGGCGGCCGCCGCCGCCGGCGUGCUGCUGGUGGCGGCGGCGCUGGCCGGCGUGGCGCGCGGCGAGGACCCGUACGUGUUCUUCGAGUGGAAGGUGACGUACGGCACCAAGACCCUCCUGGACGCGCCGCAGAAGGUGAUCCUGAUCAACGGCGAGUUCCCGGGCCCGCGGAUCAACUGCUCGUCCAACAACAACAUCGUGGUGAACGUGUUCAACCAGCUGGACGAGCCGCUGCUCUUCACCUGGAACGGGAUGCAGCACCGCAAGAACUCGUGGCAGGACGGCCUCGCCGGGACGCAGUGCCCCAUCGCGCCGGGCACCAACUACACGUACAAGUGGCAGCCCAAGGACCAGAUCGGCAGCUUCUUCUACUUCCCGUCGCUGGGGAUGCACCGCGCCGCCGGCGGCUACGGCGGGAUCAGCGUCGUCAGCCGCCUGCUCAUCCCGGUCCCGUUCGACCCGCCGGCCGACGACCACAUGGUGCUCAUCGGCGACUGGUACACCAAGGACCACGCCGCCAUGGCCAAGAUGCUCGACGCCGGCAAGAGCUUCGGCCGCCCGCACGGGGUGGUCAUCAACGGCAAGUCCGGCAAGGCCGCCGCCGACCCGCCCAUGUUCACCGUCGAGGCCGGCAAGACGUACCGGCUCCGCGUCUGCAACGUCGGCAUCAAGGCGUCGCUCAACUUCCGCAUCCAGGGCCACGACAUGAAGCUGGUGGAGAUGGAGGGCUCCCACACGGUGCAGGACAUGUACGACUCCCUCGACGUCCACGUCGGCCACUGCCUCUCCGUCCUCGUCGACGCCGACCAGAAGCCCGGCGACUACUACGCGGUGGCGUCCACGCGGUUCAUCCACGAGGCCAAGUCGGUGUCAGCCGUCAUCCGCUACGCCGGCUCGAGCACGCCGCCGUCGCCGGCCGUGCCGGAGCCGCCGGCGGGAUGGGCGUGGUCGAUCAACCAGUGGAGGUCGUUCCGGUGGAACCUGACGGCGAGCGCCGCCCGCCCCAACCCGCAGGGGUCCUACCACUACGGCCAGAUCAACAUCACGCGCACCAUCAGGCUCAUGGUCUCCCGGGGCCACAUCGACGGCAAGCUCAAGUACGGCUUCAAUGGCGUCUCCCACGUCGACGCCGAGACGCCGCUCAAGCUCGCCGAGUACUUCAACGUCACCGACGGCGUCUUCAGGUACAACCAGAUGACCGACGUGCCGCCCGCCGUCAAUGGCCCCCUCCACGUCGUCCCCAACGUCAUCACCGCCGAGUUCCGCACCUUCAUCGAGAUCAUCUUCGAGAACCCCGAGAAGAGCAUGGACUCCGUCCACCUCGACGGCUACGCCUUCUUCGCCGUCGGGAUGGGGCCGGGGAAGUGGUCGGCGGAGGAGAGGAAGACGUACAACCUGCUGGACGGGGUGAGCCGGCACUCGGUCCAGGUGUACCCGAGGUCGUGGACGGCGAUCAUGCUGACGUUCGACAACGCCGGGAUGUGGAACGUGAGGUCCAACAUCUGGGAGAGGCACUACCUCGGCGAGCAGCUCUACAUCAGCGUCGUCUCGCCGGCGAGGUCGCUCCGGGACGAGUACAACAUGCCGGAGAACGCCCUCCGCUGCGGCAAGGUCGUCGGCCUGCCGCUGCCGCCGUCCUACCUCCCGGCCUAAUUCAUCGAUCGAUGCAUAUAUGUACUGAACCCGAUGACAUUCUUCUCUUGUUCUUGACAUUUUUUGUGAUCUUUUGCUUAAUCUGGCGAAAUAAUCAACUUAAUUUGGGCUCGUGCUUAUUGCAUGUCCCCGCGAAAAGAAGAACAAAAGAGGAGUGGAAACUGAAACGUACGUCCUAUGAAGAAGCUGAGCGCCGUCGUCGUCAGCUGGAUGUAAUUUCGAUAUGCCCUCUAAAAACCAUUGUAAUGGUGGAGUUAUAUUAUACAUAUGAUUUCAUCGCUCA